UUUGUAAAUAAUUGUGAAAAAUGAGUUUAUCAAAUAGAAAUCGUUUGAGCAUUUUGGAUAAACCCCUAAGUCGAGGCAAGGGGGAAGUUUCAUUAAGUUGCUUUGCUUUGUUGUUUUCUGAAGUGGUACAAUAUUGUCAAAAUAAAUCACAAACAGUACCAGAAUUACAAAAUAGGCUUCAUGAAUUAGGACGAAAAGUUGGUGUUAAAUUAAUAGACCUGUAUUUUGUCCGAGAACGCAAUGGUAAACGAGAAAUUAAACUAUUGAAUAUACUCUUGUUUGUUAAGUCAACAUUGUGGAAGGCGUUGUUUGGAAGAGAAGCUGACAAACUGGAACAUUCUAAUGAUGAUGAAAAUACUUAUUAUCUGAUGGAAAAGGAUCCUUUAGUUAAUCGGUUCAUAUCUGUUCCAAAAGACAAAAGCAGCUUGAAUUGUGCCGUUUUCAUAGCAGGAAUAAUUGAAGCUGUUCUUACUGGCACAGGAUUUGCUGCCAAAGUUACUGCACAUUGGCACAAAGGAACUACAUACAUGGUGAAGUUUGAUGAUGCUGUAGUUGCAAGAGACAAACAAUUAGAAGAAAGAUAAUUUAUUAUUUGCAAAUAUUUCAUUACUCUAGGAAUAUCUAAAAUAUUUCUCUAUUUAUUAAUUUUGUAUAUAAUAAAAUAUAAAUAGAUCAUUGAAAACUA
Molecule: messenger RNA, 685 nt
Organism: Aethina tumida (small hive beetle)
Lineage: Eukaryota; Metazoa; Arthropoda; Insecta; Coleoptera; Nitidulidae
Gene: Trs31
Product: trafficking protein particle complex subunit 5
Exons: 4
Coding region: 21-584 (187 amino acids)
Biological process (GO): endoplasmic reticulum to Golgi vesicle-mediated transport
Cellular component (GO): TRAPPIII protein complex; TRAPPI protein complex; TRAPPII protein complex
Source: RefSeq, a predicted model, not a curated record